GGGAAGACCGCUGCCUGACUGCGGCUCGACAGGUUUUGAGGCCGCCAUCGUCUACCAUGCAACAAGCAGAGGACGCACACCAGCGAGUUCACCACCGACACAGAAAACGGCGAGGCGCAGCUGGAUGCCAUGCAGCUGAACCGACUGCAUGCUGCAACCAUGGCCCCAGUGCCCGCGCACCUCAAGUCCAGAGACAAGAAGGAGGUCAGGCAACACCACAAUAACUGCCACAGUGACCGGGAGGACAGUGACCGGGCCAGGAGCUCCAUGCAUGACCAGCGCAUCACCACCAUCAACGAGCUGUCCGAGACCUUUGAGAGGAAGCUGAAAUUCCGGACCCGGAACGUGAUGUCACUGAGUGACGCGGACACCCUGUGUCUGAUCUGCCGCGAUGACAUGAAGAGCUGCGGGACUGUGGUCACAGAGCUUGAGUGCACACACUGUUUUCACAAAGAGUGCAUUGAGCAGUGGCUGUGGAAGAAGCAGUGGUGUCCCACGUGUCAUGUCCAUGUGGCUAUGCCCCAGCCCUUCUACUGGUCCGCCGGCCGUGUCAAAGUGCCCUGAUGUCUCCGGCCUGCAGCCAAACAACCCUCACUGCUCACCUACCACCCACCUACCGCCCCAACCAUGUCGGAAAUCAUUCCUUUUUUCAUAACUUCAU
Conger conger (European conger) is the source of this 661-nucleotide messenger RNA. RefSeq lists its product as uncharacterized. The record is from RefSeq and is a predicted model, not a curated record. Gene Ontology annotation, molecular function: ubiquitin protein ligase activity. Gene Ontology annotation, biological process: ubiquitin-dependent protein catabolic process. The transcript has 4 exons. The coding region runs from base 130 to 564 and encodes 144 amino acids. NCBI's taxonomy places the organism in Eukaryota, Metazoa, Chordata, Actinopteri, Anguilliformes, Congridae. Gene Ontology annotation, cellular component: cytoplasm.